GUCCUUUUGGUCACCUUAGCAGAGUCGCAAAAUCUAAUCUCUUCUAAUGGGCCGUAGGGAUCCUUUAGACGAGAGAAGAUGCUGUAGGAAUGGGUAGAUGUUUUUGCUGCUUUCUGCUUGGAUUUCCAAAAGAUGAGGACAACUCACUUCUGCUCAGACAGCCAUCUACCAGUAGCCUGGUAAAGCUGUUUAGUUUAUAUGAUGUUGAGGCUAGCAUCACUAACUCUCAACAUGGAGGGAGGAAAAACAAAGUUGAACAAUCUACAGAGAUUAAGAUAAUAUGGGCAAACAACCCAGAUACCAAUGCAGUGUUUACUAAACUUGGAGCUGUGGAUAUUGUUUUGCGAUAUGACAAACUCUUGAAUCAAUGGAAACUUUUAAAGGAUACAGAACAAGAGUUCAAGUCUUUGAUGGGGAUGGAACAAAAUAAAGAGCUUGUUAAGUGUCUGGACUCCAUUCCGCCAGAAAUGAGGGUCGGCUUCAGUCAUGGAUCCUCAGACAGUGAGUAUGAGUUUCAUUUGGAUAUUGACCCUAUGGUCUCAAUGGAGAAGCUGAACGUCCCACUUAUGGUACGACUGAAGAGGUCUCUUCACCUCUUCUCUUUGAUAUCCUCUCAAAUGAACACUAUACGUAAACUUGGUUGUCCUAUUGUUAAAGAUCUGGGCAGGCUAGCGGAGCUGUUCAGGAACCAAGAUGAACCUUUUAUUGAGAUUAAGGGUGUUAGGCACAGUGUUGAUUUGCUGAACAGGCAGCAAGUUGAGCAGGCCUACCUAAUCAUCAAAGACAUUGUGAGUCUAACUGGUGAGCGGAGUCAUGCGCUAAUGGACUACAUCUUACGGCAAGGCGACAAGGUUGACAUGAAGGUCAUCAAUCAUGACCCAGACAAUCCAAAAGUCAUUAUAUUUUCUAAGAAACUCGGUAGCUCAAAAAGAAAGAGAAGUAGCUUUCAAUAGAUUUAAAACAACAAAUUAAAUUGAGAUAUAUUUUUUAAGCACAAUCAUGCACCGAGUGAUUAAAAUAAUUUAUAUAUAGGAUAUAGGAAUAUAGUAAUACUGCUCACUCUAGGCUUUGAAGUUGAAUUUUAUAUCAUAGGUAGACUAAUAUAAAUAACACAAAUUGUUUCAGUUCAAAAUACAUUAGUACAAGUCUAAAUGCCACAGGCAAAUGACAUUGAUAAUGCUUUUAUACCCUUAUUUAGGGUCAAACUUCACUAGCGGAAGGACCAGAGAAGAAAAUGAAAGUGUAAAUAAAGUGAAUGUAUAGUAAAUGGAAAAGGAAGAGUAAUCUCCGCUUUUACAGGGUUUCCUUCGCUUCUACUUCCUUUGCUCUGACUUUUAUCUGCACCUAAGCCUCUUUAUCUUUGUUUUUUCUUUUUCACUUUUUUCAUUAGUGAAAAAGUUUGCCAUAAUAUAGGGAUUUGCUAAAUGAUCUCCAAGAAAUCUAGAAGUGUUUUAAAGAUGCAAGUGGAGUGUUAUGUGCCUGUAAACUUUCCAUUGGUAUUGGCAUGCUGGACAUGCUGUGACUGUAUUUUGCUGUAAUGAGAAUAUAUUUACAGUUCAUAACACUUCAAUUGUGCAUCUUAUCCUAGCGUAAACAGACAAAAGAGCUAUUGAGUUAGUAUGCUUUGACUUGGUGGAAUAAACUUUUGAUUUUAUUUUCA
Molecule: messenger RNA, 1660 nt
Organism: Nematostella vectensis (starlet sea anemone)
Lineage: Eukaryota; Metazoa; Cnidaria; Anthozoa; Actiniaria; Edwardsiidae
Exons: 4
Coding region: 90-953 (287 amino acids)
Source: RefSeq, a predicted model, not a curated record